Messenger RNA from Lucilia cuprina (Australian sheep blowfly), 295 nucleotides. RefSeq names its product splicing factor 3B subunit 5 (gene Sf3b5). Gene Ontology annotation, cellular component: precatalytic spliceosome; U2 snRNP. NCBI's taxonomy places the organism in Eukaryota, Metazoa, Arthropoda, Insecta, Diptera, Calliphoridae. The transcript has a single exon. The record is from RefSeq and is a predicted model, not a curated record. The coding region runs from base 1 to 258 and encodes 85 amino acids. Gene Ontology annotation, biological process: mRNA splicing, via spliceosome.
AUGGGUGAUCGUUAUAAUAUUCAUAGUCAGUUGGAACAUUUACAAAGUAAAUAUAUUGGUACUGGUCAUGCUGACACCACAAAAUAUGAGUGGUUAACAAAUCAGCAUCGAGAUUCCUUGGCCAGUUAUAUGGGGCACUACGAUAUGCAAAAUUAUUUUGCUAUUGCUUUAAAUGAGACAAAAGGUAGAAUAAGAUUUGACUUAAUGGAACGUAUGCUGCAACCGUGUGGACCACCUCCAGAAAAACCUGAAGAAUAAUAUAUUUGAACUAAAAUAAAGAAAAUAAAAAUAUAAA